Messenger RNA from Mus pahari (shrew mouse), 5485 nucleotides. It is a transcript of the gene Wdr76, whose product is annotated as WD repeat domain 76. Gene Ontology annotation, cellular component: nucleus. The record is from RefSeq and is a predicted model, not a curated record. Gene Ontology annotation, molecular function: DNA binding; protein binding. Gene Ontology annotation, biological process: regulation of DNA damage checkpoint. NCBI's taxonomy places the organism in Eukaryota, Metazoa, Chordata, Mammalia, Rodentia, Muridae. The transcript has 13 exons. The coding region runs from base 1363 to 3231 and encodes 622 amino acids.
CUCUCCAGUGCCCUACUUUUUUUCUUUUGUCCCCCUGUCUCUUGGUGACUGGGGUUCAUGUACUGCAGGCUCCCCUUGAUUUACCUAUAUAGCUGAUGAUGAAGACUUUGAAUUUCUGACCCACCUGCCUCUACCUCCCAAGUCUGGGGUGACAGGUGGGGCUCAACGUGCUUAGCUGUUCCCCUUAUUAUGAUUGAAAAAUGUAUAGUAAUGGUGAGGCGUAAUUACCUCAUAGUCAUAUUGCAGGAAAGUGGGCAGAAGUAGCGGCUGAAUGUUUCCUGUUCGUGUGCAUUCGGGGUGAGUGUGCACCUCUGUGGUGUUGGGGUGGGGGUGUUCAUUUGUGUACAUACAUGCACAUGGAGGUCAGAGGGCAAUCUUGAAUGUCCUUCCUCAGGAAGCUAACUUUUAAAAAUUCUUAUUGAUAUUGAGGUGCCCUGGUGCACAUAUGAAGAUCAGAGAACAACAGUGAGAAAUAGCCCUUAUGGAGCCUCUGGGAGUAAAAUAAAGAUGCUUGGCUUAGAUGACAAGCAUCCUUACCUGUGCAUCAUCUCCCUUGUGUUUGUGUCAGUUGGACCUGGGCUCUGUGUUCAGGUUAGUCAGUUUAGCCAUGGAGCCGCAGAACUCCACUUGUCUUGCAUCGCCUGUGCUGGAAUUCUAAUGCCAGCUUUUUAAUUUGGAUGUUGGGAAUCAAACACAGGUCCUAAAGCAAGCAUCUUACCGACUGUGUUAUUUCUUUCAAGUUCUGCCUAUUGACUUUUAUCCUUAGUUUUCUUCCAAUCCUCAUGGUAUUCAUGAGAGUAUGGAUCUUUUCCAGAGGUCAUGCUGCAAAGCAGCAGUGUUUUUUUAAAGCAGUAUCUCGAGGUGUAUUAUGCUCAAUAUUACAGGAUCCAAUGUAAGUGUUGAUUUAGAUCCUGCAUCCCACAUUCCGGAAGCAGAGGCAGUAGGAUUGCGAGGCUAGCUAGGGUGACAUAGAGAUGUAGCUGUAUAAAAACAAAACAAAACACAGCCGGGUCGGUAAGAGCUGUAGCUGCGCAAAUUUGAAGCUUGAGAUCGAGUUCGCAGCACCCGGUAAAAGCCCCGGCAUUGAGGGGAUGGACACAGGCGCAUCCUUGGAGCUGGCUGGUGAGCCAGUCCUGCCCGAAAGGUGACCUGCAGGUUCAGACCUAGAACGUGCAGAGGGGUGAGCUUUCCAGGAUACAAAACAAAACAGGCUCCCGAAGCCUUAAUGGCCCCAGGAAAUCCACACAGCUCUUUCUUGCUGACAACGGAGGCUCCUCCCUCGGGUCCGCCCACAUCCCGCAGGGCCCCGCCCAAUCUCGCCUAGGUCACAGCGGGAAGAGCUCAGCCACUGAGUGGCAGAAUAUGUCUGGGUCCAAGGCUGAAUCUGAGGAAAAGGCGGGCUCCAAACAGUGUCCCCUUGUGCAGGUGAAUGAAUAUAAAGAGAAUGAACAUACUGCUUAUACUUCUCUGAGACCGAUACAGAUUACAACUUUAAGGAAAACAGCUAAGGUUUAUCUUUACCCGUUUUCCCUCAGCAAUUCCAAGCUAGGCCUACUUAAGUUGUCCAAAUCCCCAGUUGUAAAUAAUUCUAGCAAAUCAGUGGUCCAUAAGAAGAACGAUCUGAAGAAAACUCGUAGAAAGGUUUUAACUUCAAAAAUGAAGGCCUUAUCUUCCAAGGCAGAAUCCCAUCUGCUGAAACCGUCUCUGGAUGCUUAUACUGAAAGUACCAAGCUGGAACACAAGAGCACCUCGGAUUCAAUGACUCUCAGUGUGGACGUGGAAAGCAGCGACGAAGACAGUGCACCAGGCCUGGAUGAUUUUUCUGGAUUGUCACCUUAUGAGAGGAAGAGACUGCGGAACAUCAGAGAAAAUGCAAACUUUUUUGCUUCCCUUCAGUUAGCUGAGUCAGCUGCAAGGCUCCGUGGAAUGAUAAAGAAGAUUGAGUCACCUGAGUCAAAGAGAAAGAGGCCUAAGAAGAAAGAAAAUGAGAUUGGAUGUCGAAGGUCUAUGCGGUUGUUGAAAGUAGACCCUUUGGGAGUUUCAUUACCAGCAUCUCCAACGCAGCCAACAUUAGUAGAACAAGAAGAAAAUCCUUUGUUACCUCCUGGACCCUUAGAAAUGAUUCCUGAAAACCAAGAUGACAGCAGUGAACUGUUCAAAGCAUCUUUGAAGACAUGGUCAGAGAUGAGCCAGACAAGUAAUGAGAAGACCACGAAGGGGCUGUCUAGUAUUAAAAGCUAUAAAGCCAAUUUAAGUGGUAUGGUCAUCAGUGAGGCUACUGUUCGUAAGGUGACCAAAGGAGCAGUCUCCUCUGUGGCCCUCCACCCGUCAGAAGUGAGAACCUUGGUAGCAGCUGGGGCCAAGUCUGGACAAAUUGGACUUUGGGAUUUGAUCCAGCAGUGUGAAGAUGCGAUGUACGUUUUCUGUGCUCACAGUCGCUAUGUUAGCUGCCUCUCCUUCUCACCCACCAACCCAGCCCACCUACUGUCCCUGAGCUAUGAUGGCACACUGCGAUGUGGUGAUUUUUCCAGUGCUGUGUUUGAGGAGGUGUACAGGAACGAGCGAAACAGCCCAUCCUCCUUUGACUUCUUGAAUGAUUCCUCCAGUCUGCUAGUGGGACACUGGGAUGGACAUUUGUCACUGGUAGAUAGACGGACACCUGGAACUUCUUAUGAGAAAUUUUUUAGUUUAUCUUUGGAAAAAAUAAGAACUGUUCAUGUCCACCCACUAUGCAGACAGUAUUUUGUCACAGCAGGAUUGAGGGACGUUCAUGUUUACGAUGCCCGGUUCCUGAAGUCCAGGGGAAGCAAGCCUCUGAUCUCCUUGACUGAGCACUCGAAAAGUGUUGCCUCUGCAUAUUUCUCCCCUGUUACUGGUAACAGAGUGGUGACUACAUGUGCUGACUGUAAGCUCAGGGUCUUUGACAGCAGCUCCAUAUCUUCCCAGCUUCCUCUCCUCAGUACCAUCAGGCACAACACUAUCACUGGGAGGUGGCUAAUGAGGUUCCAGGCUGUGUGGGACCCUAAACAAGAAGAUUGCUUCAUAGUUGGUAGCAUGGACCACCCACGACGGGUGGAAGUCUUCCAUGAGUCGGGAAAGAAUGUACAUUCUCUUUGGGGAGAAUGUCUUGUAUCUGUGUGUUCCCUCAGUGCUGUGCAUCCUACACGAUAUAUUCUGGCUGGAGGUAAUUCCAGUGGCAAGUUACAUGUUUUUAUGCAUCAAGAAACCUAAAUUAUUGAAUAGGUUUAACAAAUUGUUCAAAUUGUUCUGUGGCUAGGGAACCUAAAGACUCAGUUUAGUGCAUCUGUUUGGUCAUGUGUAUAUUUAGUAAAUAUAACCUUGCUUUCUCAGUGAGAGCUCCACAAAGAAUGUAAUGUUAGCAAGGGAGGAACUUGAGGGCCAUUUCUAGAGGAUGAGGGAGAGACCUGGAGCAGAAAUGGGUGCUUUCACGUACUUUUUGAUUGUUUUGAGACAGGAUUUUGUGUAGCACAGGCUAGCCUCAGACUCUGUAGCCAAGGAUGACUUAGACCUCAUGAGCCUCCUGCCCCGACCUCCUGGGUGCUAAGAUCUCAGACAUGUUCCAGUGCACUUGGCAUCUUUGAACACUUUUAAUUAGGCUGUAUUUUGCAAAAAUUCUAAGAAAUUAUAAAGCUUUCAGUGGUCAUUAUUAAUCUUUUGUGACAGAAUGAAACCAUUUUGAUGCAAUGGUAAUCUAUAGAUCUGUGAUUUAUUUAGCUUGGGGUGAAUAAUUAUUUCUCAACACUGGACUAGGUCCUGAAAGGUCAUCUAAGUCUAAUUAUGAAACAUUAUUGAAUCCCAGAGACUGUCACAUGCUAGACAAGUAUUCUACAAUUGACUCAUACCCCACCUUUGAAACUUAAAUUUUGCUUCGUUCUUGAGACUGGAUCUUGCUAUGUAGCCCAGGUUAGCUUUGAACUUAGUCCUUCUGCCUCACUUUUCCAAGUGCUAGGACUAUACAUACGUGUGUACUACCAGGCCCAGCCAGAACUUAGUUUUGUAAGCUAAGAACUUUUUGGGGUCCUUGUGUCUCAGCUCGGUUUUGCUUGAAAUCCCAUGAUACUCACUGGAGAACAGUUGGCUUCUUUGACUCGGGUCUGCUUGGAGCUUGCUCUGUCCCCUGCCUCUGGGCAGCUCCUGAAAUGGGCCAGGACAGCACUGUUCGACCUUGUACCAUUAUCCUGUUUUCUAGUGAAUAGCUGUAUAGACGAGGCUCCAGACGAGGGCUUUGUAGCUUUUCACAUGAAAAUUUAUUUAAAAACACAGAAAUAUAAGACUGUUUUUGUUUUAAUCCCACAAUAUAGGGCUGCUUCAUAUUGUUCAUGGCAGGUGACUGUGAUUUGCCCGUGCUGUAGCAGGGGUGUGGUUGUACCAGCUGCAGAUAGUUUCUGCAAAUGCGUGACAUUUGGAAUUCUGGGAACUUUUCAGAGGUUAUAUAAAUGCUAGAGCCCCCGGUAGACUGGAUGGGGUGGCUGUUGGUCAUUCAGGGGGAUUGGCUAUGAUUUGUUAGUUGUGCUCAAAAAAGAAGCAAAAGGAAAGAAAUUAGAUUCAAGGAUCUCCCCUCCCCCUAUUUUUUUCCCCUUCUACCUCCAUCCUCCUCUUAUCUAGUGUUGGAGGGAGUUGGGGAGGGGGCAGGCUGCAUGGAUAAAGGGUGGCAAAAAGUGGUAAAAACCAGCUACAGUCCUAAGGUGGAAUUAAAAAAAAAAAAAUGAGACCCAGUGUUGGGUGCCACUUCUAUCCAGUCUAAUUUUUUUCCCUUUUGUUUCUUUGAUCAUGACUGCUAACAAACAGUAACCAACCAACACCCCUCCCUUCACCCCCAGCAGCCAAUAACCACUAACAAUCCUUCUUGGGACCCUCACAUUUAUACACCCUCUGAAAAGUUCCCAGAAUUCCAAAUGACACGCAAUCGCAGAAAUUAUCUGUAGCUGGCAAAACCAUGGCUCUGCUAGAGUACAGUGCAAAUCCUAGUUAGCUGCUGUGGACAGUCUGGAGCAGCUCCACAUCCCACACCUGGGAUAGAACAACAUAUUCUUAUAGUUCUUUUAUAAAGAAACCAAAAUUCUAGAAUUCUUACUUUACCCUAGCACUUGAGAAGUAGAAGCAGGAGAGCCAGGAGUUCAAGGCCACCUCAGCUAAUAGUAAAUUCAAGGCCAGUGUGGCUCACCUUCCCUUUUCCCCAGAUUAAUAAAGCACACAAAGUAAAAUUAUGGUAUUUUUAUUUUUUAGAGUACUUUAAAAUAAAACUUAGCUUCAUAUGCAUAUAUGUAUAUACUAUAUAUGUUUAUAUAUAUUCUGCUUUAUUGGUGGCCUGGUGUCACAGUGUAUUCAACAUUUUUCCAUUGUUAUAUGCAAAAGUUACUACUGAAGGAUUUAUAAGUAAAUAGCUUAAGCAGUAUGUUUGGAUUGUAAAAGGGAAUACUCAGUUAUAUGUCAGAGAAAUAAAGUGAUGUGGAUUUUCCUUAAA